AGAGUUUUUUUAUUCCCUGAAGCUGUCAGACGUGAUUUGAGAGUCGAGAUGAAUUACUUGAGUUUACUUAUUGUUUUCGUAGUGCGCUUGUUAAUCGUAUUAGGCCAAGUAAAGUCGUUUGGUGGCAAUGAGUGGCCAACAUUCACGGGUGUCUGCGAGCUACAAGGUGAUUGGUGCACCACCCAGUGCCAAAUAGCAGGCGGAAGUGGUGGCAGGUGCAACAAGGUUAGGCUCUGCGUCUGCAGUCCACUCUAAGCAUGUUAUGUCAAAAUGACAACAAUAAAAUAUUGAAAAAAAA
Molecule: messenger RNA, 298 nt
Organism: Drosophila albomicans
Lineage: Eukaryota; Metazoa; Arthropoda; Insecta; Diptera; Drosophilidae
Exons: 2
Coding region: 49-255 (68 amino acids)
Source: RefSeq, a predicted model, not a curated record